This is a messenger RNA of Amborella trichopoda, 2140 nucleotides long. RefSeq names its product AUTOPHAGY 6 (gene ATG6). Gene Ontology annotation, cellular component: phosphatidylinositol 3-kinase complex, class III, type II; phagophore assembly site; phosphatidylinositol 3-kinase complex, class III, type I. Gene Ontology annotation, biological process: mitophagy; late endosome to vacuole transport; cellular response to nitrogen starvation. NCBI's taxonomy places the organism in Eukaryota, Viridiplantae, Streptophyta, Magnoliopsida, Amborellales, Amborellaceae. Gene Ontology annotation, molecular function: protein-macromolecule adaptor activity; phosphatidylinositol 3-kinase binding. The record is from RefSeq and is a predicted model, not a curated record.
UAUUCCUAUUUCACCGUCAUUUAUCUUAUAUUUUCUAUAGCGAUAGGGUCCUCUUUUAUUUUUGGGUCCGGUAUUCACCCCGCUGGUGUAAUAAUGAAUCUUUGAGCUUCAUAUGAAUUACGUCAUGAUUUUACAGAGGAAUUCAGGCCGUCUCUCUCCCUGCAACUAUUGUUAACCGUUUGUUCGUUAUUAUGCAGAAUUCCUAUGAAGAAGAAGCUAUGUUUGCUUGCUUUCUGUAACUUUAAAUAGUUCAAUUCUCCAAAAAAAGAAAAAAAGAAAAAAAAACAUUCAUAGGGAGAUGAGUCCUGACAAGGGCGGAGGAAGGAGCCUUCCAGUGGAUCCUAGCCUUCCAAGAUGGGUUUGCCAGAAUUGCCGCCAUCCAUUAUCCGUUGUAGGGGUCGAUUCAUAUGCUGAUAAGUUCUUUGGUGAUCCUUCUCGCUCAGGAAUGCAAGCUUCUUCAAUGCAUGGUGCUGGGAGCAUAUUGGGAUCGUGUAGAAUGGACAAUUCAUUUGUCAUGCUGCCAAAGCAAAGAAGUCCUGGUUUUCCUCCUCGUCCUCGCAGUUCAUCUCAGCAGCCUGGUAAUCUUGCUGUUUCAGGAAGUAUGAAUCCCCCUGGUCAGUAUGUUAUGCCAGAGAGACUCUCUACUACUCAAGGUGCAACCUCUACAACUGAUAGCCAUAGCAAUAAGGCCAUGGAAGAAUCCUUUGUGGUGUUGCCACCAGCUGCUGCUUCUGUGUACAAAGUUGAAUCUUCACCUGAAUGUGGCAUACCACUUACACCACCACCUGGAGGGGGCCUUGCUAGCCCUUCUAACAUGAGCAAUGCUGGGUUUAAUUCUAGUAUUACCGUGUUGAAACGUGCAUUUGACAUAGCCACUGCCCAGACACAGAUUGAGCAACCUCUAUGUUUGGAGUGCAUGCGUGUGUUGUCUGAUAAGCUAGAUAAGGAGGUUGAAGAUGUUAAUAGAGACAUUAAAGCCUAUGAAGCUUGCAUUCAACGCCUUGAGAGUGAAUCGCAUGGUGUUCUCAGUGAAACUGACUUUCUUAAGGAAAAACUAAAGGUUGAAGAAGAAGAAAGAAGGUUGGAGGCAGCAAUUGAAGAAAUUGAAAGGCAAUGUGCAGAGGUGAAUGCUGACCUUCAAGAGGUGGAGUUGAAAUCAAAGCGCUUCGAAGAGCUAGAGAAGAGGUAUUGGCAUGAGUUCAAUGAUUUCCAGUUCCAGCUUACAAUGCAUCAGGAAGAAAGGGAUGCUAUUUUAGCAAAGAUUGAAGUUUCCCAGGCACAUUUGGAAUUGUUGAAGCGAACAAAUGUGCUGAAUGAUGCUUUUCCUAUCUAUCAUGAUGGAGACUUUGGAACAAUUAACAAUUACCGAUUGGGCCGUCUUCCUAAGAUACCAGUUGAAUGGGAUGAAACAAAUGCUGCUUGGGGUCAGGCAUGCCUACUCCUUCAUACAAUGGCUCAGUAUUGUCGACCGAAGUUCUUAUAUAGAAUCAAGAUUAUUCCAAUGGGAAGUUACCCACGGAUAACGGACAGCAACAACAAUACAUUUGACCUGUUUGGUCCAGUGAACAUAUUUUGGAGUUCCCGCUAUGACACAGCAAUGACUUUGUUUUUGGCUUGCCUCAAGGAUUUUGCAGAGUUCGCAAAUUCUAUGGAUAAAGAAAGCGGCAUACCGUUAGAAGACUGCUUCAAGCUUCCUUACAAGAUUGAAAAUGACAAAGUGGAAAAUUACAGCAUCAUUAUGAGCUUCAACAAGCCAGAGAAUUGGACCAAGGCCUUGAAGUACACUUUGUGCAACCUGAAAUGGGUUCUCUUCUGGUUUGUUGGCAACACCGGUUUCCAGCCUCAUCGAGACCCUUCAGUAAACUUUCUCUCUACUCCAAAACUGGUCCCUGACUGAAGAUUGAAUCCGAGUUCCCACAAACACCCGAGAUCCUUGCAUUUAUAUAUUUUGAAUAUUUCAUAAUACUUCAAUGUAAAUACAAAGGGCCAUUAUGUGUUUCCCUGAGCAGCAUAGAUCACUUCAGUCAAGUACAUGAUUCACUGGUAAUCUUAAUAUUUUUCAUUUACCAUGGCUGCCUUAUCCGUAGUGGUUUAUAAAAGAAAUAAGACUAUCAAUACAUACAUUCUUGAAUGGAGCGUG